AUGGCGUCGAGAAGAAGAACAACGGCAGUGCCAAGUACUUUUAAAAAUCCUUCAACAGAGCCAAAAAGCUCAAAAAGUGUAAACCCCACUAAUAAAGCCAACAACAGUGGAAAUGGAGCUGCAAAGAACACCUCUAAACCCAGUGGGACUGCUGUCAAGUCCCGCUAUAUGCAGUCUGCUGAAAAGUCAUCUCUUUCAAAGAGUAUCUCACGCUCCAAUGACUCUGGUGGUUUGCCUUCUUCACCUAAACCCAGUGGUGUCAAACCAAAAGUUGGCAAUCCACUAAGACAGACAAUGACCCCACAGGCUCUUGGAAUGUCAAUGAUGUCACGUGAAACUGAACCAUCACUGCUGGGGAAAAGUGUACUUCAGUCUACUUUCUCAGAUGGACACUGCUUUCGUCCAGAUUUUGAUAUUUCAGUCAUUAAAGAUAAAACGGUAAAAGAAAAUGCAGUAGAACCUGAGAGAAACCCAGAGAUUCAGAAGACGGACAUUGAGAUGCAAACAUUUCUGUUGGCCUACCUCACAGCUAAGAUGGAGAGCAAUACCGCAAAGCUCAAGGCCGAGGCAGAGGCAAGGAUACUGCAGAUGAUGGAGGAAGAAGAGGUGCUACGUAAUGAGGUCUAUGAGAAGAAGCGCCAGUACCUCUUCAUGGAGAAGGACAGGAAUGUGAAUGAGUUGCUGGAUUUGCAGAUUGCUGCACUGACUCCUGUGGCAGAAGCUGCCAAGCAUUUCACAAAGGAAUACAAAUCUUUCGCCACAGCUAUUGACACCACGCGACAUGAGCUGCCUGUCAAGAAUUUCUACAUUGAUGGGGACAGAUCAGAAUUUUUAAAUAAAGCUGAACCUUGCCUGAAGGAGAGUGAGAAGUUGCUGGUGGAGUGCACAGGAGAUCAUAAGGACAACAGCACUUCUCUAGAGUGCCUUAGGGAAAUGAAAAUGGCUUCAAAGGACAUCAGUCAGCAGCUAUCAGGUGCAUUUUCAGAGCUACUGGAGUUGUCGUCAUUGGUCUGCCGCCACACAAUCCACAUCCAGCAGGCUUCAGAGGAAGAGCAGCUAGGAACUGCAAGAACGCAGGAGCUCUACUGUACCAAAAAUUAAAGAAUACAACACAGCAUUGAAUAUACAGUACAUGCACUUUGGAUAACCCCACCACCCUGAAUUUCCCUGGUUUGGAUAUAUUUGUACCAUUUGUGUCUGUAAUAUUAUAUUUGUAAUGUCUGAUUUUGUUGCAGAGGAAUGUUUAAUGUAGAAUAAUAGCUGCUGUAUUGACUUAUAGCUGAAAUUUCUUAAUAAAUGGAUCAAAAAUCAUAAAUUGAAACAGUUGACAA
Molecule: messenger RNA, 1331 nt
Organism: Scomber scombrus (Atlantic mackerel)
Lineage: Eukaryota; Metazoa; Chordata; Actinopteri; Scombriformes; Scombridae
Gene: haus8
Product: HAUS augmin like complex subunit 8
Exons: 10
Coding region: 1-1101 (366 amino acids)
Source: RefSeq, a predicted model, not a curated record